UUUCUUUCAUACACAUCCACAAAAUAAAGUAAUAUUAUUAACUAUUUAUUAUAUUUCAAUUUCUGACCCUUUUAAAAUACUUCUAUUUAUUCUUGUUUGGUGGAUCUAAUAUUCUUCACAAAAAAUAAAUAAAAAGCUUCAUUCUUUUUCCAAUUUAAAUUUGCCAGAUUCUAUAUUGUGUUUGGUGGUACUGAAAAUAAAUGGUGAAAAUAAUUAUUCUUUAGAGAAAAAAAAAAAGGAUUUCUUCUGGUUCUUCUUGUUUUGGGAAGAGGACUUCUUACCCUCAAACGUCCUCAUCCACUGUGGCAUCCUUAUCUCCAAAAUCACUACUAUUCUGACUAAUUUCUCUUUCUUCAUCACAAAUAAACAUCUAUAUUUAUCACCUUAUUAUAUUUCUCAUUUCUUUCUUUUUCUUUACUUCCUGCCCAAUUUGUGAAAAAUUGGGGGGAAAGUUAUUGAUUUUUAUUUUCUGGGGUUUGGAGCUAAUUUCUUGUAUCCCAUGUAAAAAUCCCCCCUUUUUGAUUUGGGGGGAAAUUGGGUUUUUAAAGUUGUAAUCUUUUGUUGAAAUUAGUUUCUGGGUUUUGCUUAAUUUGUUGGAUUUGGGGUUGAAAUGGGAUUAAUUGAGGGAUUUUGGGGUAUUUUAGAGAGACCCACAUCAAUUGGAGGAGGAUUAAUGAUUGAUAUUAUGUUGUUUAUAACUCCAAUUUGGACUGCUUUUCUUGUUGGUCUUGUAAUUGGAUGGUUAUGGAGGCCAAGGUGGUGGGAGAGCUUGGAUAAGAACAAGUUUGAUUCUUUCAUUUCUAAAAUUUUGGAUUUUUCAGCUCCAUCUUCUACUUCAAUUGGGUUUCCUUUUAUUCAGAGUUUCACUCCAUUUACCAUGAAAUUUUCAAGCUCUAAAGGGCAAGCAGUUGAAGAGGAUAUUAGCUCAAAUAAUGAAAAUUUGUCUUUGCAGCCUACUUUUGGUGACUCUAGUUGCAGGUCAUCAAAGCUAAAAGGAAAGGAACAGGAGCAUCCUGUUGUAGAUCAAGGUGAUCUUGUACAUCUUUUUAAGAUUGUUGAGGAAAAAGAUGGAGGCCCUUCUUGGAUGCAAAUGAUGGACCGCUCCACCUCAACCAUGAGCUAUAGAGCUUGGCGGCGAGACCCUGAGACUGGUCCCCCUCAAUAUCGUAGUAGUACAAUCUUUGAAGAUGCAACACCUGAGAUGGUGAGAGACUUCUUCUGGGAUGAUGAAUUUCGGCCAAAGUGGGACAACAUGCUCAUACAUUCCGAAACUCUUGAAGAGUCUCAUACCAUAGGAACCAUGGUAGUGCAAUGGGUUCGCAAGUUUCCGUUCUUUUGCAGUGACCGAGAGUACAUAGUUGGCCGCAGGAUAUGGGAGUCUGAAAGAACAUAUUACUGCGUAACAAAGGGAGUACCUAAUUCUGUGCCACGAAAAGACAAGCCGAGACGUGUGGAUCUGUAUUAUUCAAGUUGGUGUAUACGACCAGUGGAAUCGAAGAGAGGAACUGGACAGAUGACAGCAUGUGAAGUGCUUCUCUUUCAUCACGAAGACAUGGGUAUUCCAUGGGAAAUAGCUAAACUUGGUGUGCGACAAGGCAUGUGGGGAGCCGUUAAGAAAAUCGACCCUGGUCUAAGGGCUUACCAGAAGGCAAGAGCUUCCGGUGGGCCUCUCUCAGCGCAAGCCUCCAUGGCUCAUAUCACCACAAAAGUAAACCCAAAUUAUUUGAAAUCAUUGUUGAGUGGUGAUGAUCAGUCACUGAGUGAAGUAGCUCUUCCUGAGGAGAAGCAACAAGGAGGACUGCGUGUGCCAAAGCUCCUCAUAUUCAGUGGUGCUGUUGCUCUUGCGUGUAGUCUUGACCGAGGUCUUCUAACAAAGGCAGUUAUUUUCGGAGUUGCUCGAAAACUUGGAAGAAUAGGAGGGAAAUUAUGAUCCGAUUCCCCACCACCCCCAGAAAAAUAACGAGAAAGAAAAAAGCGAAAUUCAGAAAUGAAAGCUUCAUAAUGUCAAUUAUCUUAGAGUUGUCUAGAGAGUCUUGCAUGUUGUAGCAAGUAGCAAGAAGCUACAAAAGUGUAUUUGAAGAAAGCAGAACAUUGUAUAUCUGCAAGGAUUUGUUCUCUUUUUCUUCUUGAAUAUACUGAUGUUAGCUGAGUAGCAAUAACUUGUUACUGUGAUCUGCAAAGUUAGUAUAGAGUAUAUUCUUUCUGUCCA
Beta vulgaris subsp. vulgaris (sugar beet) is the source of this 2209-nucleotide messenger RNA. RefSeq lists its product as hypothetical. The record is from RefSeq and is a predicted model, not a curated record. Lineage: Eukaryota; Viridiplantae; Streptophyta; Magnoliopsida; Caryophyllales; Amaranthaceae. The transcript has 6 exons. The coding region runs from base 611 to 1930 and encodes 439 amino acids. Gene Ontology annotation, molecular function: lipid binding.